This is a messenger RNA of Colletotrichum graminicola M1.001, 426 nucleotides long. RefSeq lists its product as uncharacterized. Lineage: Eukaryota; Fungi; Ascomycota; Sordariomycetes; Glomerellales; Glomerellaceae. The record is from RefSeq and is a predicted model, not a curated record. The transcript has a single exon. The coding region runs from base 1 to 426 and encodes 141 amino acids.
AUGUACCUACUGGCGCAUACCCUCCGCGAACAAGAUUCGCCGCAACAUUUUGCAACACCUAAUAUGCCGUUUGAUAUGCCGCAGCUGGACCGCCUGGGCGACUUGGCGAUGCUGGAAACAACAGAUUCCAAUACCACAAAACACAUCGCCUUCAUCCCACUGUUUCCAAAGAUCUCGGGGGUCUGCAUCCACCGUAGGAGGGCUGUCAUCAAGCCCUCCCAACGUGGUCUUCCGAAUCCAAUGGAAUCGAAGCUCGAUUCCGUACAUGAGCUUCUCCUGGUUGACAAACUUGGUCUGUUUGCCUGCCGCUUCUUCAUAUCCUACGAAGCGGACUCGGCUGCUAUCAAGAUGGAAACGGACGCUGUACAAACCAUGGCAUCCGCAGCCCAGGGCACAUUCCAGGACGCAGCUUUCCGAUACCCCUAG